UGUACACGGACAUUUUUAGAGGACGGAUCCGGAAGUAGUGUCGGUGUGCGCUGUGUUUCUAUGUUUUGAGUUCAGGUGGUGUAGGCCAAAAUGGCAUUUUCUAUUGGUAUCGAAGCACUCGUACAGUCCGUGAUAUUAGAGGACACAUUAUAUAAAGACGAAGGUCUCUGUGUACUCGGUAUAUUUGGUAAAAGCGCGAUGCAAAUGGGGGUCCUUAAAGAAUCCCUGAUAAACACGCUAGCAGACAAACACAUCUUCUCUCUGUUCGGAGGAGUCGAGGAGAAUAACUCGGAGAACGGAAGCCUCAUCCAGGCUGUCUACAGCCAGGAGAACCGGGUGUUGUAUCUGGUGCUCACUUCAGUCUACGACAACCGGCAACUCCUCCGUGCAUGCGAGACUCUCAGCAUGGAGCUCGGGCACUCCGACGCCCAGGACCUCUGGAAGGGCAUGGAUAAACAGCACUGUCUGCACCUCCUCUACCUGUUCUCCCUCUGCCAUGUCCUCAUCCUGGUCCAGCCCAACUGCGCCUUCGACGUCACUUAUGACCGGCUGUUCCGCGCCCUGGACGCUCUGCGGCAGAAGGUCCUCCCGCUGAUCCGGGCUGCUGUCAAAGACACCCAGGUCUCCAAGGAGUGGAAGCUCAACUGUCGCCCUUGCCCCCCUCGGCUGCUUUUUGUGUUUCAGAUUAACGGAGCGUUAAAAGUACCGACGGGAACUGAUUCGGCAGGAACCUCAGACAAGCCCAAAAAGCAUUCUCCGAGGAGGCGGCUCCAGCACGCCUUGGAGGACCAAAUUUAUCGCAUUUUCCGCAAAAGCCGUGUCCUCACUAAUCAGAGCAGCAACUGUUUGUUCAGCGUACCCGCCAACCAAGCGUUUGUGUACGUGGUCCCGGGGCCAGCUGAAGACCCGUUGGGUGCGUUGCUUGGACACCUGCGAUCCAGCUGCGCCUUGCGUGAACAAGAUUCAAACUCCUCAAUGACGGGACCCAGACGGUACCAACAGAUCCGUCGGUUGGCCAGACUGCCCCACACUAAUGUCGACUACAGCGGGGUAAGUGGGCAGCUGGUGGACUGCAGUUUGAAAGAUUUCCUUUGGCAGCACAUAGAUCUAGUAUUAACUAAAAAAGGUUUUGACGACAGUGUUGGACGCAACCCACAGCCUUCGCACUUUGAGCUCCCGACCUACGCCAAGUGGGUCCAGGUGGCGUGCAAACUGCACCAGGUUCUCAUACACAACACGGAGGAGGACAGCGCAGAAUUUGCUCUCAAAGUGCAAAGCCAGCUGAAAGUUUUGGAAGGCUUCCUCGAUGCGGAUGCAAAGUUUUCUGAGAACCGCUGCCAGAAAGCCCUGCCGCUGGCCCACAGCGCCUACCAGUCGAACCUGCCGCACAACUACACAACCACGGUCCACAAGAACCAACUGGCCCAGGCACUGCGCGUCUACAGCCAACACGCCCGAGGCGUCGCGUUCCAGCGCUACGCCCUGCAGCUCCACGAGGACUGCUACAAGUUCUGGAGCAACGGGCACCAGCUGUGUGAAGAGCGAAGUCUCACGGACCAACAUUGUGUUCACAAGUUCCACCUGCUGCCACAGCCAGGUGAGAAGCCCGACAUGGACCACAACCCCCCGGUCCUCCACCACAACAGCCGGGGGCGCUCCACCAACGCCUGCAACUGUGGCCGGAAGCAAGCGCCCCGCGAGGACCCGUUUGAUAUCCAGUCCGCCAACUAUGACUUCUUUCUGAUGGUGGAGGACAAGUGCUGCGCCAAGCUGGAGCGGGUGGACUUCCCCGUCUUUGAGCCCAGCACUCAGGACCCUGCGCCGGCCCCCGCCUCCGCCUGCGUGGAGGCGCCGUGCCCCGGGUCCGACGGCUCCGCGCCGCCCAGCCAGGGGGAGAAGCUGAAGGACCCACAGCCGGCCACGGCCGCCUCCGGCAGCGCGGCCCACAGCCACACCCCCGUAGACUGCACCGGCCUGAGCCUGGCGCUCAGCCUGGGGCAGUCCACGGACAGCAUGGGGCCGUACGGGGAGGCGGACGGGAGCGACGUCUCCGCCAAGAGGCCCAGCCUGGUGGACCGGCAGCCCUCCACCGUGGAGUACCUCCCGGGGAUGCUCCACACGGGCUGCCCCAAGGGGCUCCUCCCCAAGUUCUCCAGCUGGUCCCUGGUCAAGCUGGGGCCGGCCAAGUCGUACAACUGCCACACGGGCCUGGAGCAGCCGGGCUUCCUGCCCGGCUCCUCCUUCCUGCUGCCGUGGGACCUGGUGAUUCGCUCCCGGAGCUCCGAAGAGGACACCGGAUUGGCCGAGCCGCUGGACGGAGGCGGGUCGUCGUGGCCCGCCCCCAACAAGUCGCUGGUGGGGAAGCGCGGGUGCACGGGGGGCCCGGGGAGGGGCCGGCGACGGGACGACGUGGCCAGGGCCUUUGUUGGCUUUGAGUACGAGGACAGCAGGGGUCGCCGAUUUCUCAGCUCGGGGCCCGACAAGAUCGUGAAGGUACUGGGGCCCGGGGGCGCCAAGGAGCCGGCCAGCCGGGUCCUCAACACAGACAUGCCCCUCUACGUGCCCUCGCCGGCUCAGGGGCGGGGCCUCAAGCCUCAUUACGCCCAGCUGAUGCGCCUUUACAUCCUGGUUCCCGACGCUCCCCUAGAGAUCACUCUGAACCCACAGGUCCAGCCCGGUGCCCUCCCGUGUCCCGUCUUCCACCCCGAGAGGACGGAGCUGGUGCUGCCGGCGGACGGCCUGUGGGUGCUGCGCUUCCCCUACUCCUACCAGACGGAGCGGGGCCCCUGCUACCCGCCCAAGGAGAACCAGCCCCUCUCCGCCUACAAGGUGCUGCGAGGGAUCCUGCGUGCUGCCACCGUCAGCCCUCCUCCACCCCAGCUCCUCAACUGCUGAGGCGCGCCCCCCCCCCCCCCCCCCCCCCCCCAUUUUUUGCAUCUCAAAUCAUGCUGUUAAACAGGAUCAUGAACUACAAAACAGUCGGAAGGCCACUCUAUCCAAUUGUAUUAUGAACAACAAGAACAAGUUCAUCACUUGUGGACGUCCCCAAUUUUUCACAAUCAGCUGUGUGUAUGAGCAAAUAUAUAUUACAUCUUUGGUCCACAAUCCUGUUUUUAGAUGUUUCUACUUCAAGAAAGUGUUUUCUUUAGUAUUGAACGUUCUAUGGUAACUGCGCAAUUAUCGCGAUAGUGACGUGCAGGACCUCGACAACGUCAAACAUGUUGGCCACCAGGUGGGGAUAUUGUUAUUGAAAUGGUCAAAGUCAGAGGAGAAGAGAUUAAUAUCCAGAUUAGGGGUUUUGGUAACGACCAUCUGGCUCUGUUGCACCUAGAUCCUCAGCUACAGUAAUAUUUCUUUGUCUUCAACAAUACUGAUAUUCUUCUUGAAAUUAUAUUCCCAUGAUUAUAUCGAGCUAAAUUUAAUUAUUGCUAAAUAAGAAAUUUACGUUAACUAUUAAGAAAACAUUAAUUUACCGAUGUGGUCUUUCAAAUGAUGAAACCAUUCCAAAGGUUUCGAUCCCUUUCUUGAUUGACCGAAAAUAAAGUCAUUUUGCGUUAAAUUCCCGGGAACUGUGAUUGGUCCAUUUUCUCCAACUCUUUCUAAGAUUCAGGAACACAGGGAUGUUGCUAUGCCGUAUUCUGAUUGGCUACGAAUAACUGCCACUCAACAGCCUUGACGAUGAACCGUAACAACAUCAACUUGGUACUGUGUUGUGCAGAUUUUCCCAUUGACGUCUGCAGAUUCAUAUCGAUUCCUAAAGUUAACAGUUAAGAAUUAACGUGGCAAGCUGCAUGGAGGAUUUCAACAGCGGAACAAAGAGUAAUUUUGCAAGCAAGGCGAAACUGUUGGAACGUUUUGUCUUUCUUAAUAUAAGGUAAUUAUCUCGUGCCAAUCACCUUUUUUGUUGUUUUUCUAUUUCUAUCAGUAACACGACUAGCGUGGAUUAUUGAUCUCGUAGGGGAGCGUUAUACAACAAUGCUCGACACGGAGUGUCAUCCUCGAUGUGGGGAUGUCAGGGGGUCUGAUGAUUGGAGACCCAUGCUUGGAGGUGCAUCAUGGAGCUUCAGGCUCUUGGAGCUCUGAACCUCGUCUCACUGGAGAUGUUGUGACACCUCAAGCAGGCCUGUUGCAUGGCGAUGAGGCUGCUGAUGGGACAAAAGUAUGAUGAAAGUCGUAAUGAAGAUCAAAUUCAUGUUUUUAUUUGCACGGCAGUAGGUCUAAUGAUACUGAUAAUGAUGAUUACACAAAUAAAUUUAGCCUACUUUUUUCAAUGUACAUAGCCUAUUAAUGCAGAAAUUGACAUAAGUGGUACAGAUAUGAUGGUGUUAUUAAGUGCAGGUACUGUGUUUUGCCAAUACCACAAAUGCAAACAUCCAUUCCUGGAUAUAGCCCUGAAGGUUGUACCAGGCUUUAGGUAGUGGUUUAAAACAUAACAACCCCCACACUACCUUACCGCAGUUUGUAAAUAAAGUCAAUUCCUAGCUGCAGUAUUGGAAAUGCUGAGGAUUUCCAAUCCACUGUUGUGAAAAUAUGUGACCUGUUUAUUGUGUUUUCUAUGAGCAUAUAAAGGGUUAUUGUUUUUUUCAAAGAGUCAGAGGAAAACACUAACCAUUCCCACCUGCCAGUCUAUGCUGACUGAGUGCUUCGGAAUGAUUAUCGGCGGAUUGGGAUUCAUGAAACCCAGACAGUCCGCUUGUUUGCAGCUUGCUCGUCAAGAUUCUGUGAUGGCAUCCAUCUGUAUAGUUGAAACAGUCUUUUUGAGGCAAAAAGUAAACAUCAUGGAACACCCUUAAUCCAUACUUAAUUUCCAAAUGUUGUGAACAAAACCGGGGAAGAACAGAACCAACAAGUUCAACACAUUUCUAAGCAUGUUUUUUGUUUUUACAGCCUUUAUAAUAUUUUAUGGAAACAAUAAUCUCCAAUGUUGCCCACAUGGUAAGCAUUAUGGACCCCAUAAUACAAUCUGCCAGUGUCCGCAUGGCGAUUUAUGUUUGCAAUCCCAGUUCAAACCCAAUGGAAACAAUGAUGAACUGUUAUUUGUAUUUAUCUUGCUUCUUUCACAUCAGCAUUUAAAAGCAAGUUGGCCUG
Gadus morhua (Atlantic cod) is the source of this 5088-nucleotide messenger RNA. It is a transcript of the gene smg8, whose product is annotated as SMG8 nonsense mediated mRNA decay factor. The record is from RefSeq and is a predicted model, not a curated record. NCBI's taxonomy places the organism in Eukaryota, Metazoa, Chordata, Actinopteri, Gadiformes, Gadidae. Gene Ontology annotation, biological process: nuclear-transcribed mRNA catabolic process, nonsense-mediated decay. The transcript has 4 exons. Bases 91 to 2895 code for a protein of 934 amino acids.